Messenger RNA from Phytophthora sojae, 609 nucleotides. RefSeq lists its product as hypothetical. Lineage: Eukaryota; Oomycota; Peronosporomycetes; Peronosporales; Peronosporaceae. The record is from RefSeq and is a predicted model, not a curated record. The transcript is spliced from 2 exons. Gene Ontology annotation, molecular function: nucleic acid binding. The annotation marks the transcript as partial.
ACACGAUCGCGCGUCUUUCACUGGGAUGGAAUGGAGAAGGACGUGAAGAAGCUGGUCGAUGGAUGCACUGAGUGCUUGAAGGCGAAGCACCCAACCGUGCGCUACGGCAAACUGCCGCCCAAGACCGUGGAAGUCUGGCCGUGGUUCGAGAUUGCGGUUGAUUCGAUCGGUCCGUACGGAUCGCAGAAGUUCAGGGCACUUUCAAUCAUUGACACGGCGACCAGGCUGAUGGAGUUGCUGCCGGUGAUCAACCCCGACAGCGCCGAGGCUGCCUACCUCGUCGACCGCCACUGGCUGUGCCGCUACCCAAAACCGGUUCGAUUCAUCCACGACGGCGGAAGUGAAUUCAAGCGUGAGGUGCAUCGCGUCAUUGGCGAGAAGAUGCGGACGCAGGAGAUCACGACGAGUGAGGAAUGGGAGAGCUUCCUCCACAACACUACCUUCGCAGCACGAGGAUCAAAUCACUCGAUGCUGAAGGCGUCGCCAGCUCAACUCGCGUUUGGCCGCGACAUGUUCGUCGACCUGGCGCACAAGACGGACUGGGAGGCUGAACAUCUCCGAAAGGUACAACUAGUCCGCCUACACAAUGAGCGAGAGAACCGUGGGUGA